This is a messenger RNA of Camelina sativa (false flax), 1465 nucleotides long. RefSeq names its product GDSL esterase/lipase At1g74460. The record is from RefSeq and is a predicted model, not a curated record. Lineage: Eukaryota; Viridiplantae; Streptophyta; Magnoliopsida; Brassicales; Brassicaceae. Gene Ontology annotation, molecular function: hydrolase activity, acting on ester bonds.
AAAACAAAAUCAGUUGGUUCAUCAACUCAAAAUCUACCUUCACCUCUUUAGUCUCACAUUACUCCUCCACCUUUCUUACUAAUUUGUCCUAUUUUUUCACCUCCAAAAACCCUUUAAAAACCCACCAAAUUAACAAAUCUUUUUCAAUCAACAAAUUAAACAUUUUGAAUAGGGGACAUGAAGUUCUGCGCAAUAUUCGUGUUGUUCAUCGUUCUUGGAAUCAACGGCUACGAUUGCAAGAUAGUCCAGUUUAUAUUCGGAGAUUCAUUGUCUGAUGUAGGCAACAAUAAGAAUCUACCAAGAAGUUUAGCGACAGCGAAUCUGCCCUAUUACGGGAUUGAUUUUGGCAAUGGUUUGCCUAAUGGAAGGUUCACCAAUGGCCGCACUGUUUCAGACAUUAUAGGUGAUAAAAUUGGGUUGCCAAGACCAGUAGCCUUCUUGGAUCCAUCAAUGAAUGAAGAUGUAAUACUUGAAAAUGGAGUGAACUAUGCUUCAGGAGGUGGUGGAAUCUUGAAUGAAACUGGUGGUUAUUUCAUCCAAAGACUUUCCCUGUGGAAGCAAAUAGAAUUAUUCCAAGGGACUCAAGAUAUAGUUGUGGCAAAGAUAGGAAAAAAAGAGGCAGACAAGUUCUUCCAAGAUGCUCGAUACGUCGUCGCUCUAGGCAGCAAUGACUUCAUUAACAACUAUUUGAUGCCUGUCUAUAGCGACUCUUGGAAGUACAAUGAUGUAACCUUCGUAGACUACUUAAUGGAAACACUUGAAUCUCAACUCAAGGUCUUGCAUAGUUUAGGAGCGAGGAAGUUAAUGGUGUUUGGGCUAGGACCAAUGGGUUGUAUCCCACUCCAAAGAGCUCUAAGCCUCGAUGGCAACUGUCAAAACAAAGCGAGUAACCUUGCUAAGAGAUUCAACAAAGCUGCCUCCACAAUGCUCCUAGAUCUCGAGUCCAAGCUUCCUAACUCAAGCUACAAGUUUGGUGAAGCUUAUGACCUCGUCAACGACGUCAUCACUAACCCUCAAAAAUACGGGUUUGAUAACUCGGAUUCGCCGUGUUGCUCGUUCUACAAAAUCAGGCCGGCGCUGACAUGUAUCCCGGCGUCAACAUUGUGUAAAGACAGAAGUAAGUAUGUGUUUUGGGACGAGUAUCAUCCCACCGAUAAGGCCAACGAGCUCGUUGCUAAUAUACUCAUCAAAAGGUUUGACUUCAUGCGUGCCGAUGACGGUACCUCCCAGGCUCCUUCUCCAGCGCCAGAUAUUGCUCCUUCUUCCGACACUAACUGAUCCAAUUGAUGUCCAAGUUAUAUGUAUAUUGUUUGAUCAUGUUGUGGAGAGCUUCGUUUUCCUAUAUUCCAUUUUAAUCAUGUGAAACAAUAAUGUUUUAUUAUAUGUAUAUUGUUAUUCAUUCUGUUGUAUCCGUUAAUUUCCAGAAUUUGUCUUAUAAUAGUAAAGAUAUUAUCAUGUUUGAGGA